Messenger RNA from Ornithorhynchus anatinus (platypus), 1262 nucleotides. It is a transcript of the gene CD40, whose product is annotated as CD40 molecule. Gene Ontology annotation, cellular component: external side of plasma membrane. Gene Ontology annotation, molecular function: tumor necrosis factor receptor activity; cytokine binding. Gene Ontology annotation, biological process: response to interleukin-1; positive regulation of bone resorption; ossification. Bases 91 to 918 code for a protein of 275 amino acids. The record is from RefSeq and is a predicted model, not a curated record. The transcript is spliced from 9 exons. NCBI's taxonomy places the organism in Eukaryota, Metazoa, Chordata, Mammalia, Monotremata, Ornithorhynchidae.
GGGGUUUUCCGGCGCUCCGCCCAGCGCUUGGCACAGAGUGAGCGCUGCCGAAGCGGGGUCGGGGUGUCUCGUUCGGGCUGGGGCCCGGCCAUGGCUCCGCUGCCCCUGCGCUGCUUGCUCUGGACCUGCGCGCUCGUGGCGGCCCAAGGAGGACGGAAGACCUCGUGCGACGAAGACACCCACUACGAGAACGGCGCCUUCUGUUGCCGGCUGUGCCCGGCGGGAACGAAGAUGGCGGCGGAGUGCGGCGAGGACGACGGCCCGUCUCAGUGCCGGUCCUGCGGAGAAGGAGAAUUCCAGCCUCGGCCCAACCGGGACCCGCACUGCCGUCCUCACAAGUUCUGCAAUCGGAAUGCGGGCUUCGUGGAGGUAGCCCGACCCACCGAGGAAAAGGACACCCUGUGCGUCUGCCAACCCGGCAUGCACUGCUCCGGAUCCAUGUGCGAAACCUGCGUCCCCCACACCCCGUGCUCCCCGGGUUUCGGCGUCAUCCGGGCCGGAACGCCGGAUUCCGACACCGAGUGCGGCCCCUGCGAGCGGGGCUUCUCCAACGUGUCCUCCGCCUCCGAGCCGUGUCGGCCCUGGACCAGCUGCGGAGCCACGGGGUUGACGGAGACGUCGGCCGGGACGGACACUGCCGACGCCCUGUGCGGGCCGGUUUAUGUCCCAGCAGGGCCCAAGUCCCGGGAGACGCUGUCCGUCCUGCUUCCGGUCACGGCGGGCGUCGCGUUCGCCGUGGUGUGCGGGCUGUGCUGGACAGCUUCCUGUUCCAGGAGGAAAAUCCAGAAGCAGAAGCUGAAGCAGGUGGAAUUGGAGGAGGGGGUGGUCCCCCACGCCGGCCCCCAGGAGGUGGAGGACCCCUUCCCGAUCCAAGAGACCGGGAAAGAAAGUCACAUCUCCGAGCAGGAGAGGCAGUGAAGACCGCCCGCCCGCCCGCCCGCCCGCCCGUCCGUCCGUCCAUCACCGCCCGGCGCAGAAGGCCGGACCGGGCCUAGCGGGGGGCUCCUGCGACCGCCCCCCAUCUUCCCACCACCACGGCCGGGACCUUUGGGGGGCUCAACCCCCCCACCACCACCCUAAGCCGCCCCCCGCCACCCUCUCCGGCGUCUAAGACCCUGCCCGCUCCCCGACCGCAAGCCGGGAGGGCGGCGCGGAGGAGGAGCCCCGCGUGACGGAGACGGGGAGAGGGGGAUGGGGGAGAGACAGAGACAGUGAGAGAGAGCGCGAGACGGAGAUGCAGGGAGAGGUGCCCGGAGACAGAG